GGCGCUUAAGUUGUAUUAAUAAACGGAAAACACGUUGUAGGUUUGUCAUCAAGACAACAUUCACAAUGUCAGUAAAUCAGAUACCAGAGAAAGAACCGAUGAAUCCCGAGGGAAAGAAAAAUGGAGAGAAAUCUCUAAAUAAUGUAGAACUGAAGAAAGAACUUGGGUUGUUAAAUGGAAUUGCAAUCAUUGUGGGGAUAAUAGUGGGGUCAGGAAUAUUUGUAUCGCCUCGUGGCGUGUUACAAGAAGCAGGCUCCGUUGGCAUGGCUCUCGUCGUGUGGAUAGCGUGUGGCCUUAUUUCGAUGCUUGGUGCAUUGUGCUACGCCGAACUCGGAACAUCUAUACCAAAAUCUGGAGGUGACUAUGCCUAUAUUUAUGAAGCUUUUGGACCCUUACCAGCAUUUUUGUUUCUGUGGGUAGCACUUUUGAUCAUUAUGCCCACAGGAAAUGCGAUAGCUGCCUUGACUUUCGCGAAUUACAUCCUAGAGCCUUUCUUUCCCGGCUGUACGCCGCCACCAAAUGGAGUAAGACUCAUAGCUGCGGUUGUAAUAUGUAAGUAGAUC
Messenger RNA from Limulus polyphemus (Atlantic horseshoe crab), 563 nucleotides. Its product is annotated as putative L-type amino acid transporter 1-like protein MLAS. The transcript has a single exon. Gene Ontology annotation, biological process: amino acid transmembrane transport. The record is from RefSeq and is a predicted model, not a curated record. Lineage: Eukaryota; Metazoa; Arthropoda; Merostomata; Xiphosura; Limulidae. Gene Ontology annotation, molecular function: L-amino acid transmembrane transporter activity. Gene Ontology annotation, cellular component: membrane. Bases 66 to 560 code for a protein of 164 amino acids.